Messenger RNA from Prunus armeniaca (apricot), 702 nucleotides. NCBI's taxonomy places the organism in Eukaryota, Viridiplantae, Streptophyta, Magnoliopsida, Rosales, Rosaceae. The record is from the annotation of a GenBank genome assembly.
AUGGCUUCCUCUCUGCAUCCAAACCCAACCCACUUCCUCAAACUCAAACCCCUCACGCUCACAACCAACCGCACCGUAACCCACGUUUCCGUACGGUGCGGACCACGCGACAACCGUGGACCCUUGGUCAAGGGCCGGGUCCUCAGCAUCGAGGCCAUCCAAGCCGUCCAAGCCCUCAAACGGGCCCAAAGAUCCGACCCGACCCAAUUGCCCACUCUCGCAUCCAAGACCCUCUCGCGCCUAAUAAAAGCCGACCUCGUCGCCGCCCUCAGAGAGCUUCUACGGCAGGAACAGUGCCACCUGGCUCUCCAGGUCUUCUCCACCUUCCGAUCAGAAUACCCACCCGACUUGUCUGUUUACGCCGAGAUGGCAUUGGCGCUCGCGAGAAAUGGGAUGGCGGAGGAUAUGGACCGCUUGAUUUGUGUUCUAGAGAAAGAGAGUGGGGUCCAGUGGGAUAGUGACAAAGGAUUGAUAAGGUUGAUCAGGGCCGUUGUUACUGCGGAUAGGAGGGAAUCAACGGUCAAGAUUUAUGAGAUGUUGAAGAGGAAUGGAUGGGGGUCUAGUGAUUUUAAAGCGGACGAGUAUAUGGUUAGGGUUCUGAGUAAGGGGCUGAGGAGACUUGGGGAGGUUGGAUUGGCCGAUGAGGUUGAUAUGAAAUUUGGUAGCCCCAAUGAGGGUAAUUUGGAGAAAUUAAGUGUAUAA